AUGUCGGUGGCGGCGAACAGAGCCCAACUAUAUUUUCAGAAUUUUGAUCGGCCAAAUAACGAAGAUGAGAUGGAGAGGAGUGGGAGAGAGGGGAAGCGGAGAACAGAGGACAUAGUGGAUAUUCUCAUGAACGACGACAUAGAGGAGAAGUUGGGUACUUUUGUCGACCCCUUGGCUCUCAGAGCUACCGAGAAAUCAUUUUACGAAGUUCUAGGUAAGAAGUAUCCUCCCUCACCUACCCACCUCACUCUUUGCAAUCCUGUUGAAAAAAUUUCUUGCAAUUAUAAUAGUUCCAACAAUUUUAUUUCUCAGUCCACUUCGCAAAUGCCCUUAAGUUCCAAGGGGAUUUUUUAUGAUGGAUUGAUGAAGCCUUCUGUAACUACGCAUCCUUUUUCUAAUCCUUCAAGUAGCAACAGGGAUGAGUCCAUUUUAAUGCAGUUUAGAAAAAGGGUAGAGAAAGCUCACAAAUAUCUCCCAAUUGUUGAUUUUGACAGCCAUGAUCUAGUGGUAGAGAAGAAUGAUAGAGGUGAUUCAGAUGGAGAAGAAGAAGAAGAAGAAGGAACGGUUUGUGGCGAAGUGGAAGAGUUAUCGAACAUGCUUCACCAGGUUUUUCUCUUUGCUGACGCAAAAAAAGAGCAUUCAAAGUGCACUGCUAAAGAAGAUUCCAAGAAUAACCGAGCUAGUGGAUUGAUUGGUGGGAAAGAUCGAGUAAAAAAAAGAAGAAAUGAAGUAGUGGAUUUAAGGGAUCUGCUUAUUAGUUGUGCAGAAGCCCUAGCUGCUACUGACAUUACGACUACAAAUAAACUUUUAAAGGAGAUUAGGCAACAUUCUUCUUAUAUUGGUGAUGCAUCUCAGAGGAUGGCACAUUACUUUGCCAAUGCUCUUGAGGCACGCUUGGCAGGUACUGGGGCUCAAAUUUGUGCUGACAUGUUUUCCCUCAAACCACCAUCUAUUGACACAUUGAAAUUCUAUCGAUCUUUUUCCCCUGCCUGUCCAUUUGAAAGGAUCAGCUUAAAUUUUGCAAAUCAGCGCGUUUUGGAUGUGACUGAGAAAGGAACAAAACUUCAUAUUAUAGAUUUUGGUAUCACAUUUGGAUUCCAAUGGACCAUGAUUGUGCAAGAUCUCUUAGCUAGAGUUGGUGGUACUCCUAAUAUUUGCAUUACAGGCAUAGAGCCUCCUCAACAUGCAAAAAAGUGGGACAAUAUUCAAUUUGAUGAUAUUAAGAUCAACAAAGAUGAGGUCAUUGCUGUGAAUUGUCUAUCCCAAUUUGAGAAUCGUCUUCCCGAUGACACAGUUGCAUUGAAUAGUUCACGAAAUAUUGUACUAGACCUAAUUCAAAAAAUAAAUCCUAAAAUAUUUCUCCAUGCUGUUAGGAAUGGAUCUUUCAAUGUCCCAUUUUUUGUUAGACGGGUCCAAAAGACGAUAUACCACGAUUCUGCAUGGUUUGAUAUGAUGGAUAAAAUAUUUCCCCGUGAAAAUUCAACUAGGUUGAUGUUUGAGCAAGGGAUAAUUGGGCAAGAGGUUGUGAAAAUCGUAGCAUGUGAGGGUUCUGAGAGGAUUGUGAGGCCUGAAACAUAUAAGCAUUGGCAAGCUCGUAAUACAAAUGCUGGAUUUAAGCAGCUUCCAUUAAGCAGGGAACUUAUGAAGAGAUUAAGAACGAAGGUGAUGUCUAUGUACGACAAAGAUUUUAUGAUUGAGGAAGAUGGUCACUGGAUGCUCUUGGGAUGGAAAGGCAAAAUAUUGCAAGCUUUCUCUUGUUGGGUUCCAAAUGAGUAUUAA
Messenger RNA from Malania oleifera, 1779 nucleotides. RefSeq names its product scarecrow-like protein 14. Gene Ontology annotation, molecular function: DNA-binding transcription factor activity; sequence-specific DNA binding. The record is from RefSeq and is a predicted model, not a curated record. Gene Ontology annotation, cellular component: nucleus. NCBI's taxonomy places the organism in Eukaryota, Viridiplantae, Streptophyta, Magnoliopsida, Santalales, Ximeniaceae. Gene Ontology annotation, biological process: regulation of DNA-templated transcription. The coding region runs from base 1 to 1779 and encodes 592 amino acids. The transcript is spliced from 3 exons.